This is a messenger RNA of Brachypodium distachyon (stiff brome), 1688 nucleotides long. Its product is annotated as MEIOTIC F-BOX protein MOF. The record is from RefSeq and is a predicted model, not a curated record. Gene Ontology annotation, molecular function: protein binding. The coding region runs from base 38 to 1363 and encodes 441 amino acids. The transcript is spliced from 3 exons. NCBI's taxonomy places the organism in Eukaryota, Viridiplantae, Streptophyta, Magnoliopsida, Poales, Poaceae.
CAGCCCUCAAUCCCUAAUAGUAAUACGAUCGAUCCCCAUGGACUCGCGCAAGCGCCGCCGCGCCGACGGCGUCGACCGGCUGAGCGAGCUGCCAGACUGCCUGCUGCUGGACAUCCUGUCGCGCGUGGGGUCCCGGCUGGCCGUGCAGACGAGCCCGCUCUCCCGCCGGUGGCGCCACCUCUGGCGCGACGUCCCCUGCGCCGACGUCGACGAGCGCGACUUCUCCUGCUCCUCCGGCGGCGGCCGAGAGUUCUUCGACUCGUUCGAAUACAACGGCGACAGCCAGGAGCAGCGGCAGCGGUGUUCCCGCUUCGAGGACUUCGCGGACCACGUCCUCUCGCCGUCGACGUCGCCGCUGUGCCCGCACCGCCGGCUCGACGCCUUCCGCCUGCGCAUCGAGAGCCGCUGCGCCUACGCCACCACCGACCGCUGGGUCCGCCGCGGGCUCGCCCGCUCCCCGGCCGCCGUCACCAUCCACGGGCCCGGGGGCACCGCCGGCGCCGUCCGCUGGUGGAUCAGCCCGUCCCCAUCUUCGUCUUCCUCCUUGGGCCGCCUCACCAAGCUGCAUCUCGUCGCGGUCACCAUACCGCCGGGCUGCUUCGUCUCGUCCAUGGGCUACGUCCUGGGCUGCCCGGCCCUCGAGGACCUGCACAUGGAGCGCUGCUACGCCCACGGGUUCCACGCCAUAUCCUCGCCCAUACUCAGGAGGCUCGCCGUCGUCAGCCUUUGGCCCUACUGCCACGUCGCCGCCGCCGAUCUCCCCAGCCUUGCGUACCUGCGCCUCGUCCUUCUCUGCCGCGGAGACCACGCGCCCGCCCCGGAGGAGAACCAGGCGCCGCUGCCGUCGGUCGCCGAGGCCUCGAUCCGGCUCACCGAGUUGGAUUACGAGUACCAUCGCAAUAAGCGAGAAAGGAAGAAGAACAAGCUCGACUUCUUGAAGACCAUGUGCGGCCUCGAUAUUUCCAGCUUCACCACCACGGCAUUGCUAGAGGAGGAAUCCCAAGAAUUCCCUCUACUGGAUCACCUGAGGACCUUGCGUCUCGACGAUUGUGAGCUUGGAGUCAACUUCCACGCACUGACCAGCGUCCUUCGGAACACCCCUAAAUUGGAGACACUCAGAUUGCACCGAUGCAAGUUUUUAGGCUCGACACCGAGGGAGGACACCUUCCAAACGUGGUGGCUCGACAACUAUGACUCUUCAGUGCAAGAACCUGAAAUUGAUAGAGAUCAAGAACCGGCAGGACGAUGCGCCUCAAAUCCUUCGACUUCUAACGGAGGUUUCCAAGGGAAUGCCCAUGGCACAGUGGCGGCGGGUCGACAGAGUGAGCAAUGUGGCGGGCUUGGUGACGGUACAACUUCAUAGAACAGAGAAAGGGACAAAACUGGUUUAGAGUUGCUUCCUAUAUAUUUCAUACGACCUGCAAUUAAUAGAGAUCAAGAGCCGGCAGGACGAUGCGCCUCAAAUCCUCCGACUUCUAACGGAGGUUUCCAAGGGAAUGCCCAUGGCACAGUGGCGGCGGGUUGACGGAGUGUGAACGAUGUGGCGGGCUCGGUGAUGGUACAACUUCAUAAAACGGAGAAAGGGAAAACACUGGUCCAAAGUUACUUCCAACUAUUCAAUUUUGAAUAAUGUUGGUGUAUUCUUGUUUUUACUCUAUAUAUUGGUUUACAUCCCCUUUCCUUUAGUC